Mercurialis annua (annual mercury) is the source of this 402-nucleotide messenger RNA. RefSeq lists its product as uncharacterized. The transcript has a single exon. NCBI's taxonomy places the organism in Eukaryota, Viridiplantae, Streptophyta, Magnoliopsida, Malpighiales, Euphorbiaceae. Bases 1 to 402 code for a protein of 133 amino acids. The record is from RefSeq and is a predicted model, not a curated record.
AUGGAGCUAAUUUCUACACCAUUAAACAGAUUUUGGAGGAGACGAAGAAAUCGCUAUGAAAAAUUAGAUGGAUCGGGAACAAGAGGGAGAAAGAAUAUGAAGGUGAUAAGAUUUGGCGGAGGAGAUAAAAGCAAUAGUCCGCCGCGACGUAGGGGUUGGAGGAUGAAAGCCGUAAAGAAGCUAAAAAUAUUGAAAAUCGCUUGCUUUUAUCCUUUGAAUUUAAUAAGGAAGGUGAAGAACGCUUAUGUUAAUAUGAUGGUUCAUUUGAGUAAUGAUAGUCAUGUUUUUGGAAAUAAAAGAAUUCCUAAAGCCAGACAAGCUUCUCCAAUUGCUUAUUCUAAUGAAGAAUUUGAAACUAGGAUGGUGUAUGAGAUUUAUAAAGCUCUCAAAGCUACUCAAUGA